CCUCGAUUGGGAAAGGGCGGUAGAAACCUUCUUCGAAUACAUGGAAGUUGAACCGGAAAAACAGGUCAAAUAUGUUGCCUGUCGACUUAAAUCUGGAGCUAGCGCGUGGUGGCUACAACUUAUGCAGUCGAGAAGGCGUGAAGGCAAGGGACCUGUGCGCAGUUGGUGGAGGAUGAAACAACUAUUGCGUGGCCAUUUCUUGCCUACCGAUUACGAGCAGAUGUUGUAUCUACAAUAUCAGCAUUGCGUUCAAGGUAGUCGAACUGUGAGUGACUACACGGAAGAGUUUUACCGGUUGGGUGCAAGAAAUAAUCUCAAUGAGUCCACAAAUCAAUUGGUCGCAAGGUAUGUUGGUGGAUUGCGGGAAGCAAUUCAAGAUAAGCUUGAAUUGAACACGGUGUGGUCCGUUUCGCAAGCAGUUAAUUACGCCCUGAAGGUUGAAACUCAGUUGGCUCGGCACAGCAGAAACAGUCAAUCCAGGAGGGCACCGGAACUGAACAGGGAGAGUGGAGAUCAACCACGAUCAAACAGCUUCAGUGCGACUCAGGCAAGCAAAAUUCAAAAUCCCACCGCCAAUAAUCCAAGUCCUGCUGUUAUGGGUAGUAAAAGUGCAGAAGGAAAAUAUGUGCCGAGAGGGCGAGGACAAUUGAAAGACAAUCCUUACGCAAAGCCGAUGAACAUCAAAUGCUUUAGAUGCUUCCAGCAAGGACACAAAUCGAAUGAGUGUCCAACCAGGCCGCAAUUGCAACUAGUGGAAGCUGAAUGUGAAGAUCCUCGAGAUGACGUUGAGGAUGAACUGGAUGAUUCAUUUGAAGAAGUAGGUGGCGACGUAGGGGAACCGCUCAUAUGUGUGCUUCAGAAGUUACUCUUGUCACCACGGCUACCUACUGGCUCUCAGAGAAACGCAUUGUUUAGGACGAAAUGCACAGUCAAUGGUAAGGUGUGCACUCUGUUGGUAGACAGUGGGUGCACCGAAAAUGUUGUGUCGAGGGCCGCAGUGGAAGCUCUUCAGCUUAAAACGUCCAGGAAUUCGAAUCCCUACAAAGUUAGUUGGGUAAAGAAGGGGGUGGAAAUGGAGAUUACUGAAUUAUGCCGUGUACCGUUAUCCAUCGGAAAGAGCUACGCAAGCGAAGUGGUAUGUGAUGUAAUAGAUAUGGAUGUAUGUCACAUAAUUCUUGGGCGACCGUGGCAGUUUGACGUGAGCGCGACACAUGACUGCCGAGCUAAUACAUACACGUUUGAUUGGAAAGGCAAAUCAAUUCGGCUACUGCCAAACGUUCAAGGUACGGACUGUGUAACUGAGAAAAAUAAAUCCAAUUCACUUGUAGUUUCAGGUAACCAACUAUUACGAGCCUGGAGGGACUCAACGCAAAUCUUGGCCCUGGUUGUGAAGGAACAAGCCUAUAUCAAUGACCCUCACGCUAUUCCUGAAUCAGUCAAGGCUUUACUAAAACAGUUUCAGGACAUUGGACCUGAACAUCUUCCGGCGGAGCUUCCUCCAAUGAGGAAUAUUCAGCAUCAAAUCGAUCUGACUCCCGGUGCCUCACUACCGAACUUACCACACUACAAGCUGAGUCCCGCCGAGCAUCGGAUAUUGCAGCAAAUAGUUGACGAACUACUAGAGAAACAACUUAUACAACACAGUCUCAGUCCAUGUGCAGUUCCGGCAUUAUUAGUACCAAAGAAAGAUGGGAGUUGGAGGAUGUGCGUCGAUAGCAGGGCU
Messenger RNA from Dendrobium catenatum, 1723 nucleotides. RefSeq lists its product as uncharacterized. The record is from RefSeq and is a predicted model, not a curated record. Lineage: Eukaryota; Viridiplantae; Streptophyta; Magnoliopsida; Asparagales; Orchidaceae. The annotation marks the transcript as partial. Gene Ontology annotation, molecular function: zinc ion binding; nucleic acid binding. The transcript has a single exon.